Molecule: messenger RNA, 1104 nt
Organism: Thlaspi arvense
Lineage: Eukaryota; Viridiplantae; Streptophyta; Magnoliopsida; Brassicales; Brassicaceae
Source: the annotation of a GenBank genome assembly
UUUCUUGUAGAAUACAUUGAGAUGGAACCGUCGCUGACUCAUGUGAUGCUCGUACCAUUCCCUGGCCAAGGUCACAUAAACCCUCUUCUUCGUCUCGGAAAGCUCAUAGCCUCUAAAGGCUUACUCGUCACCUUUGUCACCACUCAUCACAGUAGAGCCAUGUGGCAAGAAGAUGCGAGCAUUCAAGACCACGUUGUUAUACCGAUCGGUUUAGGUUUCAUCCGGUUUGAGUUCUUCGGCGAUGUAUUUGUUUACAAUGAUGUCAAGAACAAAACCGAGUCUGGUUUCUUACUAUCACAACUUGAAGUCAUCGGAAAACGAGAGAUCAAAAACCUGGUCAAGAAAUACGAGAAGCAACCAGUGAGGUGUCUCAUAAACAGUGCUUUUGUUCUAUGGGAACUUCAAAUCCCUUCGGCUGUUCUUUGGGUUCAUUCUUCUGCUUGCCUCGCGGCGUAUUACUAUUACAACCACCGAUUAGUUGACUUUCCAACCAAAAUAGAUCUGAAGGUCAACGUUGAAGUCCCCUUCAUUCCAUUAUUGUUGAAGCAUGAAGAGAUCCCAAGCUUUCUUCACCCUUCAUCUACCUUUGCAGUUUACGCAGAACUCAUUUUAGAACAGUUCAAAUAUUGGCCUGACUCGAGAGAGCCAUCCUCCAUUGUUUACAUAUCCUUUGGGAUUGUGGUUCACUUGAAGCAUGAGCAGGUGGAUGAGAUCGCUCACGGCCUUCUCACCUAUGGAUGUCCUUCUUAUGGGUGGUUCAACCUCCCAUGGAAGGAAACACAUGCUUUGCCUCGAGAGCUCGAAGAAAAAGGGAAGAUCGUGGAAUGGUGUCCACAGGAGAGAGUAUUAACUCAUCCUGCUGUUGCUUGCUUCUUAAGUCACUGCGGAUGGAACUCAACCAUGGAGGCUUUAACUUCUGGAGUUCCCAUGGUUUGCCUUCCGCAGUGUGGGGAUCAGGUGACAAAUGUGGUGUACUUUGUCGAUGUUUUCAAGAUCAGAGUGAGACUUAGCCACGGAGAGGCCGAUGAGAGGAUUGUUCCAAGGGAGAAGUGUAACAUCCCGGUUUCCCUAAACCGGCCUCCCAUUAAGUCCAUUAUGUUAUAA